CCCUUUAAUGUCAGCCCUUUGUUGUGAAAUUGCUCAAAAACCAUGUGUUAAACUAUGUGAGAGAAGGCGUGGGGGAAAAUUGGAGGCUAAAUGCAACCAAUGUAUUUUUAAUCUGUUUAUUUGUUUGUUAAAAAGAAGAGAAAUCAGCAUCUGGUCAAGAAAAUGUUUACAUUCAAACGAGGCAGUGAGAACCAAAAACCUUCAACUUUACAAGUUAGUGGUUCCAGAAUGUUAUACACACACACAAAAAAUAAAUCCAAGACGCAUAUUUCAACAAAGAAAUGGAAAGUGUGUUUUUAAAGUGAUACAUUGUUUCACACACGUGCGCAUCAAACAGCGGCGAACAAGCAUGUGUGAGAUACAUGUCAUAUUUAAAUGGCAACAUUAUUUUCCCGACAGAAUAUAAAUAGAGCGUGACGAAAAAUCGGAACACGCCCCACUUCUCGCGACACUAUGUACCGCGCAAACAGUUAUCGGGCGAUUUAAACCUUUGUUGCGGGAACGCGACUCAUUGUUACCAUCACCUCAACACCGACUCAUCGUACCGCCGCUACCUGUAAAUUACCAGCGCUAAAAUGGCUAACAAUCUUAACGUCGACGAGGCUCGAAACGGCGAAGAUAACACAACGCCUGUUGACGAUGCUCGUCGUCUUACAAAUGGUGAAGAGAAUACAACUCAAAGUCAGCUUGUUACGCCAUCAGGUGUCCCGUCGUCAUGUGCACCUGAUAAAUCAGCAGCCCCGGAUAACCUUAAAACGGUGGUAUCAGUACCUUUGAGUGGCAGUAACCGUGGGUCUGAACCCUGUGACGGCGGUGUAGCAGUGACGCCAAGGGAUUCACUCCAGGACACAACAACACAGAGUCUUGAGCCCAAGUCCAAUGGAUGCAACACGUCCACCUUGAGAUGUGGGGAAAAGCGGGAGAGGGAAUCGGACAACCCCUCUGAUGUUCCUGUGAAACGGCGUUUGAGACCAUCAGAGGAUAACGGGAAAGAAUGUUUACCAGACUACGACGUGAGAUGUGCGGAGCUAUGGAUCGAUGGUGAAAUGGCUGCUUGGGAGGCUUAUGAAUUAUCAAAGUCCAGCAGCGACACCCAACGCCAACAUGUUGUUCGACAACACGACAGUAACAGUUCUGUCAAUCGGCCUUCCACCCAGAAGGACGUUGUACGUGUUGUUCGAGCCGAAGUGGCAGCCUGUUUUCAACCCAUCACAAAGUUGAUUCUUUUAAAUAUGGAGUGGAGCAGAACUGAUUUCACUGAGAUGAUAAAUAGACUUCGUGCACUGCAAAGGGAUGUCACAGAGUUGGCAAAUGAAAUGCGUAAUAUGCGAGCAGAUCAAAGGCUGGCGUUAGACGCAAUCUCUCUUAUGAAUGAAAGAAUGAGUGUCAUUCAAAGGUGUGUGUGUGAGACGCACCAAAUGAUGACUACAACUAGAAAAUGAUGGGUCUGUUUAUUAUAUCAUACGGAUUUUUGUUCAAGCCUAUUUUUGCAAAAUUGUUUUUCUUUUUUAUAUAUAAUUGUAUUAACGAGUGAUUUUUAUUUUUUUUUAAUGAUGUGC
Messenger RNA from Sinocyclocheilus rhinocerous, 1559 nucleotides. RefSeq lists its product as uncharacterized. The transcript is spliced from 4 exons. The record is from RefSeq and is a predicted model, not a curated record. The coding region runs from base 576 to 1442 and encodes 288 amino acids. Lineage: Eukaryota; Metazoa; Chordata; Actinopteri; Cypriniformes; Cyprinidae.